Messenger RNA from Moneuplotes crassus, 5340 nucleotides. Lineage: Eukaryota; Ciliophora; Spirotrichea; Euplotida; Euplotidae. The record is from the annotation of a GenBank genome assembly.
AUGAAGUUAUUAUUCUUCCUGCCACUGUUACUCUACUCAGUCUGAUGAGAUUCCAACACAUUUAAACUUGAGAAGAACUCUAAGAUCAAUUCGCAGGAUUCAGAUGACAAUUUAGAUGAUUCUCUAGUCACUUUCAAAAAGCACCUGCAUUACUUAAUUGUACAAGAAAACGAGAUCAUCAGGCUAAACCUCAAAGAAUACUUUGGAGGUUCUUUUCUGAAUUACACAUUAUUAGAAAAUACUAACCAUGGAUGAGAUGAUGGAGCACAAUUUGAAGCAAGCCAGAAUAAUUAUGGCUUUCUUAAUUUGUCUUCAGAGUUCUAUAAUAUCACUGACUCUGGGAAAUAUUCAAUGAAAAAGCAUGUAGAUUCACUCCCUGACACGCUAAGGCUGCUUACUUGGCAUGAACAAGGAUACCCAGAAAAGACAUAUUUGCUCUACGUCACUGAAGAUUAUCAUCUCAAGUUUGUUGAUGUCACAGAAGUGAAGACAGAUGGAGAAAUAGAUGUCCUAAAAACAAUCAAUCUUAUGACUCAAAUUAACUUGAAGUACAACAUAAGAACAUCGAUAGAGGAUACUUUUUGUAAUUCACUUAGUACUGUGAAAACAAAUGAAUUGUACAUUCUUGGGUGUAAGCAUCAAAAUGAUGAUUUCGCCAUUUGGAUUAGUCUAAAAAUAUACCCAAGAAAUAUCUUCAGUCUUACCGUUCUCCCCAGAAAAGCAGAGUUUCAUAUUGAUUCAAGAGGAAGAAACUCUAUCUCCACCGGAUUGAUAGAAGAUUAUUGAUAUAUUAUUGCUACAACUAAUGAUUAUAGUGGCCUUAUCCAAGUUUCAGUGUUUGACACAUCACAAAUAAAGAAAAAGAAGAUAGAAUUUAUUGACUCUGCAACCUAUAACGUUUCUGAUUUCAUAGAUCCCUUCGAGAACAGGAAUCUUGAAGGUGAGUUUAAUUUCAGAGACGUAAUUUAUUACAAAUCCAACUAUAAAUACAAAGAUGAUGAAGUUCAAGAAAACCACCAUAUUAUUGCUAGUUGAUACAACUGAGGAAUCAUAUUCUUCAAAAUUCAGAAGUAUGAGGCUGACAAGACCAUUGGUCACAGGUUCCUGAACCUGACGUAUAUGUACAAGAAAUCAACUCUUGGAAGAAUUUUUACUGAGAAGAGUUUCAACUUGAAGAACACAGAUUUCAAGUUCUUCACUAGUAUUGCUUCUCCUCCAGUCAUCUAUGAGUUUCUGAUUGAUGAGUCUGCCAAUGUAAACGUGAACAAAGUGUUCAGUGACAACAUCCGCGACAACAGGUAUAAAGACUGCGAACUGAUUUCGGUGAAUGCGAAGUACAUUGCCCAGCUGCUAUAUGACCGCAAACUGCUAAAACAAGUGAUUAGAGUGUACGAUCGUAAUGAAACCAACUUCAGUGUUGGUCACAUCCACAUUCCUCUGAAUGGGUAUCGGUACGACAUCAGUGGGAUUCAGUUUCUGAGUUACUUGGAGAGCAACAAGAUCUUUGUGAGGAACCCUGAGAAGUGGGAGAUCUACGACAUUCUCGACCCAGAGCUGAUUAUUGACACAUUUCAUGAAUUUGAUUAUAAAGAACAAAACUUUACAAUCAAAAUAAAUGCUAAGAGUCCUCUUGAAAGUUCUUGGGGAAAGACAUUAGAUGUCUGAGUUGUUUGUGUUGGUAGUAACACAAUGACAUCAUACAUGACUUUAGCAAAUCCAAUCAUAAACAUCAGCUACGCAUAUGGUGAUCCUAGUUUUAAAUUUCCUAUUUCUGAUUAUUUUAUUGGGCCUGAUUUGAGAUUCAAAAUAGAGUUAGUAAAUGUUUCUGAUGGGAACAUGAACAUUACUCUCCCUAUUGUUCAGGAUCCCAGCAGUGCUUUUCCAAAAAUUAUUGACACAAAAUUUAAUCAGAGUUGUUCUGAAGGAAUUUUUAGCCAGUACAAAGACUUAAAGAAAGACAAAGCACCAAUGAUCUCCUAUUAUUGAAUUCACUCGACCUACAUUGAGCAUCAAUCAUUCAAAGUAGAGGAUAUGUCAGAUUUCCCAGUGAGUAGAAUGACUUACCGUCACUCUAAUUUCAUUGCUUACUAUCAUGAUAUCAGUUCUCGUCAGAACAGGUUGAUUUUACUUAGUAAAGACCAGUAUUCAAAACAUUAUGAGUACUCACUCAACUUCUUUGAUAUCAAAGAUGGCCUCCUUGUGUGGAUGAAAAAGAUUAAUCUGGGGCUGAAGAAUGUUCAGCUCAGACAAAGAAAUACCAUCAAGAAGGUUAAGUCAAACUACAUUGCAGUAUUUUCAAAAUUCAAAGGAAUCGGAAGUUAUAGAUUGAAGAGUGAGAUCUAUUUCAUCAAUGAGCAUGACCAAACCUACAACUUCAAGCUCGAAUUCAAAAAGAAGGAAGUCAGGGAUAUUUUUAUGUACAAAGAAAUGUACGUAUACUUCACCUUCUCUAACGAUACUGAAGUCAGCGUCUACAAGGUAUAUCAGACCAAUGAUGAAAAGAAGUCCGAGUCAAUGUCAACUCAGCAUGAAUGAACAAUCUCAGUUCAUGACAAAUAUAGGCUAGCACAUAUAGGUAAAGAUGGAAUAUCUAUCUUCUUCAGUGGCCUCAAUAAGAUAGAUAUUUAUUCACUCAAGAACCCAUGCAAUUUCCAAUUUGAAAGAACUCUUCCUUUUUAGUAGAUCUAGUCGCUACUGCCACUCCAGCUCUAAGUCUGAAGAGGGCCAAUAUUCUUCAUGAAAUUCUGUCUUCUUUCACUUAACCAAGGACACGUACGAACCAGUCUAUGAAAGGAAUGGGAAAUUUCUGUUCGUUGUGGUAACAGACAGCUAUUUCGACUUCUUAAAAUACUUGCUGAUCUUUGACAUCAAGACCAAUUCUCAUGACUCCUUAGUGACUCAGAUAUCAUUAGGACUCUCUUUAGGUAAAUACGAGCUAGACCUCUAUACUGAAAGAAUAGUCUCUUCGUCCUUGGUGGCUAUUUAUGUAUCCUAUACACACGAAAAUAAUAUGGAACAGAUCUCUACUGUUGGAACAAGAAAGUACUGGGAAACUGUUUUUUCGGGAAGAAAUGAGUGUGAUAGCUUAGAUGGGGAGACUCAAUAUUUGGAGAGUGAUGUAAACUUGAAGCAGAGAAGUUGAAUAAGUGAGGAAGAUAGGGAGUCGGAAUGUCUCUGAUUGUUAUACCAAAAUAGUAAUUUCUCAGAAUUAUCCAGCUAUCUGAUGAGUUCAGAAAUUUUCAAGGAAUGACUAUCUGAUAAUUCAGGUGUCCAACAAUUUAGAUAUUAUGAAUUUCAGCCGAAUAAUUUCCUCAAAAGUGCAGAUUCGAGUGGUCUCUUCAUGCCAAUAGAUUCUAAGGGUGUUCAGGACUUAGCUGAAAAGCAAGUAAUCUUGAAGCUUAGCCAAGAUUACUCAAGUCUGUACUGCAGAGGUGAUUGACAGUUUUCUUCAAAGAAAAUACUCCAGAGCUAUUUUAACAUAACAGUUGCUAAUAGAGGAUUAAUGAUAGAGCAAAGGCCUGAAGAAAGGCUCUAUAAAUUCCCUCAAAGUGAUGAACCCAUGACAUUUUCUGUCCUUGACAUCUUCGACGGGUUUGACAUGAGCUACGAUCCCUUACAAAUUGGAGGAAACACAGAAGAUGUUGAUUUAGACAUGUCAGAAGACAAGAUCUCGAAAUUUAUACUUGAUGGAGUCAGUCUCAACAAUCCUGUUUCUCAUGCAUUAGUUUACAAGAAGAAGUACUUGCUGGCAUUCUACGAGAAAGACUAUAAACUUGAGAUCUAUAACUUGGCUAAUUCGUCAGAUAUUCCGUUCCCUGAUAGUUAUAAGAAGCAGCUUGAUAGCUGAAACAUCGAUUACAUCAGCACCUUUACUCUGGUUCCUGAGAACAGCAUCAAUGACACAACAAUGUUUUACUUGGUGUGCAACUGAAGAAUUAAUGACACAGGAAUCAACCCGUCUUAUCGGCUGCAGUUUUACCAAGUUAUCGUUAGGGAAAGCAAAAACUAUUAUGAGAACUCAAGAUUUUAUACAAAUCCAAUCGAAAGUAUGACUAUUCCACUUGACAGAAAAGUCAAAGAUGUGAAAGUUUCUAAAUCUCAAACAGGCAGAGAAGACCAUCACAUUGUGAUCCUGGCUGACUCCAACACGAUACAUGACUCAGUCCUGUUAUAUUACGGUCUAAAUAUUGAUGAAGAGCUAAUCGAGUACAAAUUAACCUAUUAUUCCCAGCUAAACGCACUUCAGAUGAACUAUGAAAAAUUCAAUGUCAACUCUUUCAUGUUUAUUCAUGACUAUAAGCCUAAUGAUGACACUAAAUCGAGUGAUGACUCCAAGUUCAUGGUGUGCUCUGUAGACGACUUUGGACUACUAUUCUAUGACUUGGUUCGACUUGAAAAAGCAGAUGAAGUUGCCUUCUCAGAGUUCUUCACAUCAUUCUACCCAGAAUUCAAGAUAACGAAUCUGGUUCCAAUAUCCAACAACUCAAUGAGGAUAUUUUUAGAGAACAAAGGAUCUAUAUCACUUGGAUGGAAAGAUAUACAAGAGAGUAAUCCAGACGGAUACAUUUUGGAUGGGCUUCAGUAUUCAGACAGGUUUGAAAAUCUUAAUGGUCAGCAAAGUACAGGCAUAGUUGACUAUUCUGACCUGUCUAUUGUGCAAGUUGGAUAUAAUCUGAAGAAAGGAGGGUACCUUGAUGCAUUUGUGAGAGUUGAAAGACAUAUGAAUCAUGUGAAAUCGAAAUCUUUUCGAGAGUAUAAUCUUGGUCCUGUCCCAGAUUGUAGUUUUAUUGAUUUACAAUGCUCAGAGGAUAGAAUUGUCGUUAUAUGCGGAGCUAAAUAUUAUAUUAUCAAUUACCAUCCAUUCCCAAGUCUCAAAGUCACAAAACACUCAAAAGCCACUUCUUCCACUUUCCAACUCAAAGCCUCCAACAGCUACUCUGAAGCUUCAGUUCUGUUCGAAAUCGGCAACACCGACACCACCACUUUGUUUUCAAAGUGGGGCAUCCUGUUCAUCUUCGUGGCUGUCGUGCUGAUCUUGACUUGGUGCAUCCGGUGCACCUUCAGACAAGUAGUAAAAGCCAAGCCUGACUCCGACUCGGUGAUUCUAGCCAGUGAGCCCAGCUCAGUCAAGGAUGUUAAGUUCAGCCAUGACGCAUCAACUGAGGUGCUGAAGAAGAUCAAGCUGACAUACGCAAGCAGAGCCACAUUUAGAAAGUCAGUAAAGAUGAAGAGAGGAUACAGUGAGUUCCACGACGAUGUUGAAUUUGACCUUACAUAUGAUGACACCGAACCACUUUUGAACUCCAAAUAUGCCCAUGUAGAAAAAUAAUAAUGAUAAUU